CCCCCAGUGUGAGGCUGGACUCUGACCCUCAGCUCACAGCCCGACAGCUGGGUCGAUGGAGGAGCUGAAGCCAGAGGAGCAGUUCUUGCAAUGCGCCCGAAACGGAGAUCUGCCUGGAGUUCAACGGCUUCUCAAAUCCAGGGCGAGGCCAGAGACGUGGAUCGAUAUCAACUGCAAAGGUAAAAGUAAGUCAAACUUGGGAUGGACGCCUCUUCACUUGGCCUGUUACUUUGGUCACAAAGACGUAGUGGAAGUGCUGCUUAAGGCAGGUGCAAAUGUCAACUUGCCCAAUAAUAUUGGAGACACGCCGCUGCAUAAAGCUGCCUUCACAGGAAGAAAGGAGGUUGUCAUGCUGCUGCUGCACUAUGAUGCAUGUGCUACUGUCAUCAACGGGACAGCUCAAACUCCCAAAGAUGUCACUCAAAACGCAGAGAUCAGAAGCAUGCUGGAAGCGGCUGAGAGAACGGAAGAGAGGAAACUGGAGGAGAAACUUUUGGAAGCUGCACGGGAAGGAGACCUGUCAACGCUCAGCGUGUUGCUCAGCAAGAAGAAGCCUCCUGAUAUCAACUGCACAGAUCUGUUGGGUAACACGCCGCUGCACUGUGCCGCCUAUCGAGGACAAAGACUGUCGGCCCUAAAGCUGCUCAAGUGUGGAGCCAACCCGAACGCCAAGAACAAAAACGGCCAGACUGUGUUUGACCUGGUCACUGAUACAGCGAUGAAGCUGUGCCUUGAAGGCAACAAUCACCGGGGUUUGACCCGUCAUGUCAAGAAGUUUGAAGGGCCUUUAUGGAAGAGCUCCAGGUUUUUUGGCUGGCGCUCCUACUGGGUUGUUCUGCAGGACGGGGUUAUAAACUGGUACUCAAAACAGUCAGACGCAGCUACAAACGUCAGAAGGCAGGGCUGCAAGUCCCUGACAAACUCUCAGGUACGAGCCAAAGAUCACCGCCUCUUCAGCCUGAAGUGCUUUGAUGGCAGUGUCCAUCACUUCAAAGUAUCGCCUGAGUCUGACCCGGAAACAACUAAAAAAGCAUGGCUGGACGCUCUGGAGGAGCACUCGGCUUACAGCACACACUACUGUUCCCCUGAGCAGGGCAGCGUGGAGGAGGGGGAGGAUGAGGAGGGAGAAGGGAUGUCACUUGAAGAACUGACUGACUCAGUGCAGGCAGCGGAGGUCAGCCAGAAGAAGCUGGAGAAGGAGGUGGCAGCUUUCCUGUCCAUGCUGAAAAAUGAUGGGCUGUCAGAACCAGGAUUUCCAUUACCCGUGGUGCAGAAAAUGCAGGAAAUCUGUGAGCUGUCCAGCGAGACCACCUCCAAUCUCAGCAUCUGUCUCAGCCUUUUCUCCAGACAGGAAGGGGUGUGCAGUCUGAAAUUGGAGCAGGAGGUAGAAAAGAAUAAGAUCCUGUCCGAGGCGCUGCAGACUCUGGCCACAGAGCACCACAAACUUGAGCAGUCCUUCGUGCAGGGGUCGUCUCCGCGGAGCGCGCUCAGUGAGGAUGAGUUCUACGACGCCGUGUCUGAAUCAGGCUCUGAGCUCUCCCUGAGCGGCUUCGAGACGGUGGACAGUCAUUCCUGUGAAGAAGAGGAGGAGGACGAAGGCUCUGUCAUGCUAAGCAGCCCUUCCAGCAGCCCCGCCAGCAGCAUGCUGCAGGAGGAUCACCAUGGAAACGGAGACGAGACUCGACCCAACGGGAGUGCAAAGCAUAGGACAAGCUUACCUGCUCCGAUGUUUUCAAGAAACGACUUCAGCAUUUGGAGCAUCUUGAGAAACUGCAUUGGAAUGGAGCUCUCCAAGAUUACAAUGCCAGUGAUUUUCAAUGAGCCGCUCAGCUUCCUGCAGCGUCUGACUGAGUACAUGGAGCACACGUACCUCAUUCAUCAGGCCAACUCGUCCUCAGAUUCUAUUGAGAGGAUGAAGUGUGUGGCUGCGUUUGCAGUGUCGGCCGUGGCCUCGCAGUGGGAGCGGACAGGUAAACCAUUCAACCCUCUGCUUGGAGAGACCUAUGAACUGGUCAGGGAGGAUCUGGGCUUUAGGCUUAUAUCGGAGCAGGUGAGCCACCACCCUCCAGUUAGUGCCUUCCACGCUGAGGGCCUGAAGCAGGACUUUGUGUUUCAUGGAUCCAUCUACCCCAAACUCAAGUUCUGGGGGAAAAGUGUAGAGGCUGAGCCAAAAGGUGUCAUCACCCUGGAGCUGCCCAAGCACAAUGAAGUCUACACAUGGACAAACCCGACAUGUUGUGUUCACAACAUCAUUGUUGGUCAACUUUGGAUUGAGCAAUAUGGAAACGUGGAGCUGAUCAACCACAGAACCGGUGAAAAGUGCUGUCUGAAUUUCAAACCAUGCGGACUCUUUGGAAAGGAGCUGCACAAAGUUGAAGGUUACAUUCUUGAUAAAAGCAAAAAGAAACGGUGUGCGUUUUAUGGGAAGUGGACCGAGUGCCUGUACGUUGUUGACCCGGCUGCUUUGGAAGCACACAAGAAAAAUGACAAAAAAGGGGGAGACGAGAGGAAAAGCAGCAAAGAGGGUUGUAGUAUGAAUCAAGAUGAAGUUCCCUCUCCAGCUGCAGACACUGUGGAAGUGAUUCCUGGCAGCCAGCUGCUGUGGAGAUCUGCACCCAGACCAGCCAACUCCACCCAGAUGUACAGCUUCACAUCGUUUGCUAUGCAGCUGAACGAGCUGCACAAAGAGAUGGAGGGAGUUAUUCCUCAGACCGACUGCAGGCUCAGACCGGACAUUAAAGCCAUGGAAAAUGGUGACAUUGACCUCGCCAGUGAGGAGAAGAAGAGGCUCGAGGAAAAGCAGAGAGCUGCUCGUAAGAACCGCUCCAAGGCAGACGAAGAAUGGAAGAGCAGGAAUCCUCCACUGGGUCCGAGGUGGUUUCAGCCAGGACAAAACCCUCACACCCGCUCUCAGGACUGGCUGUACUCUGGUGGAUACUGGGACAGGAACUACAACCAGCUGCCUGAAAUUUAUUAACCCACAGAAAACUGUGAAAAAGAGAAUCCUUAUCUUUUGUAUUUAUUGCAAUAGCUACAAUGAUGGAAGCACUACAAGAAUGUAUGUUUGACCAGUGUGGCCUGAAUCUGGAUCAUGAUGAAAAGACUGUUACUAACGAGACGUCAUCAAUCACUUGUUGCUGGAGGAUUCUGUGAACCGUAGCGUUUGAUGUCACUGUUUCUGUGUAAUCUUCUUUUGAAAGUUCAAAAUCAUAUAUCUGUUUACAAGUUUCUUCUGGCGGCUACCUCUUCAGAGGUCACCACAGCGAGAAAACUCGCACGAAAGAUUUGACUAUUUGUUUUACGCCGGAUGCCCUUCUUGACGCAACCUGGGCUCAAACCCUCAA
Molecule: messenger RNA, 3344 nt
Organism: Nematolebias whitei (Rio pearlfish)
Lineage: Eukaryota; Metazoa; Chordata; Actinopteri; Cyprinodontiformes; Rivulidae
Gene: osbpl1a
Product: oxysterol binding protein-like 1A
Exons: 29
Coding region: 56-2977 (973 amino acids)
Cellular component (GO): cytosol; intracellular membrane-bounded organelle; membrane
Molecular function (GO): protein binding; cholesterol binding
Source: RefSeq, a predicted model, not a curated record